GACUUCCGCCUUCCUGCUUCCGGUCUGGCGGUGAGUGGGGAGUGGGAUCCGAGCCCGUGGGGCGAGGUAGGGGAAGUUGGUGGCUGCAGCUGCCGUGGUUUUCUCCUGGUGUCCAGCAGAAACGGCGGCGGCGCAAGGUGUGGCUGGGCCAACCCAGGAUCCCCCAGGACCCUGGGCUCUGCGCGACAAGGGGCCCGCGCUUGCCAAGGCCGAGGGGCAGGAGUGGACGUGGCCUCCUUGGGUCUGCGGCCCCGAUAGGCCAGUUGUACAGAAUUUAAACCGUCUCUCAGAUGUAUACAGUAGAACUCAAGAAGACACUACCAAGGGUCAUCUGAAGUCGUGAUUGGGUCACUAAUAACACCAGGACAAAGUUAAGAGAUCACUACUCAAGCAUAAGCCCCCGUUUUCAUAAGACUGCUGUGAAGAUGUUUGAUAUAAAGGCUUGGGCUGAGUAUGUUGUGGAAUGGGCUGCAAAGGACCCAUAUGGCUUCCUUACAACCGUUAUUUUGGCCCUUACUCCACUGUUCCUAGCAAGUGCUGUACUGUCUUGGAAAUUGGCCAAGAUGAUUGAGGCCAGGGAGAAGGAGCAAAAGAAGAAGCAAAAACGCCAAGAAAACAUUGCAAAAGCUAAACGACUGAAAAAGGAUUGAAGGACUGAACAGGCUUUGCAACCAGAGGAAAAUCAUUUGGAAAAUUAUGCAGCUUUGGAAGAACCCACUAAAGUUUCUUCUUUGGAUUUCUUGACAGUAUUAUUUGGUAAAUGAAAUUUGACCAAAUGGAAGAAUCAUGUUCUGACCUCAAUACUAUAGUAACUUUUAGGCUUGGGUGCAGAAGUUUAUAGGUUUCUAUUGACAGUUAUUGUAAAUUAGCAUUUACUGUGGUACAAAUUCUUUAUAACUGACUUAGUCAUUUGCCACUUAGCAGUUUAUAUACUGAAAUGAAAACAUCCUGUGGGGAAAAGUGACUUUAGAUUAUGAACUCAAUUCAAAUGAACUCUAUUUAAAAUGGGGUCCUGUUUUGGACAAAGGAAAUUAAGAAUGUAAAAGUCAGAACAGUCUUGUUUGAGGUAAAAAGUGUGCUUUGGCUUAAAAGAGCUACAGUAUAUUAAUUACAUCUUUUAUUAUUAUUGCUUAUUAGAAUCAUUUCUGGCUUUCUCAAAACAAAAUAAUAUUAAUGAGUACUUCUGUUUGCUGCAUUUUUCUUAUUACAGCCUUUGAGACAGCUGGUAAUUAUGUCAUUUUGCAUUUUUUAAAACAUAAUUUUAUAAAGAAUUCUCUUAUCUUGAUUAUGUAGAAUACCACCUACUGGAUAGAACAAUUUUUGUACUCACAAACACUGCCAUUUUCUUAGAGAUGGCUUGAGAGGAGUAACACUAUGUUUUAAAGCUUGCAGUAAAAAUGCCAAACACUGUAGUACCUUGGAACCCAGUUUAUUCUUGUGCUAAGCAGAACUGUAAAAUAGUUAAAAUGUCUUAUCAAGUAAUUUGCCGAUUACAUAGACACCAUUUGUUAUUUCAUUCUUUGUUUUAACUCGUGGUAGUUAUACUUCAUACUUUCUGAUCAAACGGGUUCAAAGUAAAACGUUAAAUUUCACAUUUCUUUUAAAGAACUCUUUAAAGUGUGACAGUUACGUCAUACUUCAUAAGUGGUAAAGGAAGGUAUAAAAUUUGGAAACAUUUUGUUGGGCAUAGUAAUGAUUGGGUGAAAAGGAUAAAUUAUAUCAAAAUGAGAAUGUGCUCAUUGGAAGUAAGGAGCUAAAGGAUGUUUCUUUCAGUUUAGUAUAACUGGAACGUUUUACUAUUAAACACGGCUUUUAUAAAUGCAUGGUCCAGUAAUUUUAUUCACUUAGUAUUUAAUUCACUGUCAGCUUAUUAAUGUUUUCUGUACCCCGAUAAUGAAUUUUAAAUUACAAAAAAUUGUCCAGCAGCUACAGUUUAAAAAUGAAACUAGACAUUAAAAUAAAUUUGGUAAUUUUUUAUAAAGA
Messenger RNA from Nomascus leucogenys (northern white-cheeked gibbon), 1983 nucleotides. RefSeq names its product small integral membrane protein 15 (gene SMIM15). The record is from RefSeq and is a predicted model, not a curated record. Lineage: Eukaryota; Metazoa; Chordata; Mammalia; Primates; Hylobatidae.